Oikopleura dioica is the source of this 417-nucleotide messenger RNA. Lineage: Eukaryota; Metazoa; Chordata; Appendicularia; Copelata; Oikopleuridae. The record is from the annotation of a GenBank genome assembly.
AUGCUCCUUUCCGUCGGAGCGGAAUUUAUCUCUGAAGCUAGGACCCAGGAGAAAUAUGGGCUAGUUAUUGGAACAGACUUCAAUAUUCCUGCUCUGUUUUUCGACCCAGAAGCAAAGAAAGUCCAAGGCGAGCUCUACUCCGUCUCAGAUUAUAAAAUAGACGAUGUCGAUGCGCUAGAAGGCCAUCCAGUUGUUUAUACAAGGAAAACAAUGAAAAUUUGUUAUGAAGAGAAAACUGUCGAAGCAUUUGUUUAUGUCAUCGAAGAUCCUCAUGAGAAACUUUUGGCGAAAAUGAGACUUGAGGAGUACAAAAUUGAAGAUACAGAAAAGUAUAUUCCACCUUCAAAAAGAUUCCCAGAAAUAAAAGAUGUCGAAGAAAAAAGAAAACUUUUAUCUGCUCAGUUCAAAUCUCAAUAA